CACGUCCACCCACCCUGUCAAACUUCCACGGUUGCUCUAAAUCUACGUGACGAUUUUUCAUGUUUUAACUAUUAAAAAUGCCGUUGAGGUUGGACAUCAAGAGGAAGUUGACGGCGAGGUCAGACCGCGUCAAGUGUGUCGACCAGCAUCCUACAGAGCCAUGGCUGCUGUGCUCGCUGUACAACGGCGAUGUCAACAUAUGGAACUACGAGACACACUCACAGAUCAAGCGAUUUGAGGUAUGUGACUUGCCGGUGCGAUCUGCAAAGUUCGUCCCCAGAAAGAACUGGGUUAUAACAGGUUCUGAUGACAUGCAAAUACGUGUCUUCAACUACAACACACUAGAAAGGGUACAUGCUUUUGAAGCUCAUUCAGAUUAUGUGAGGUGCAUUGCUGUCCAUCCUACACAACCUUACAUUUUGACCAGUAGUGAUGACCUGCUUAUAAAAUUAUGGAACUGGGAUCGCAGCUGGGCUUGCCAACAAGUCUUUGAAGGUCACACUCACUAUGUAAUGCAGAUUGUUAUCAAUCCAAAAGACAACAACACAUUUGCUAGUGCCAGUUUAGAUACAACUGUUAAGGUCUGGCAGCUAGGGUCGUCCAUUUCCAACUUCACUCUAGAAGGUCACGAAAAGGGUGUCAACUGCGUAGACUACUAUCAUGGAGGUGACAAACCAUACUUGAUAAGUGGGGCUGAUGACCGUCUUGUCAAAAUAUGGGACUACCAAAACAAAACCUGUGUUCAGACUUUGGAGGCUCACAUGCAGAAUGUGUCGGCCGUGUCAUUCCAUCCGGAGCUUCCGAUCUUGCUCACUGGAGCAGAGGAUGGCACUGUCAGGAUAUGGCAUGCUGGCACAUACCGUCUGGAGUCUUCUCUAAACUAUGGAUUUGAAAGAGUUUGGACAAUCUCGUCCAUGCACGGCUCUAACAAUGUGGCUAUCGGAUACGACGAAGGGACCAUUAUGAUCAAAGUUGGAAGAGAAGAGCCAGCCAUAUCAAUGGACGUGAACGGUGGCAAAAUUAUUUGGGCUAAACAUUCCGAAAUGCAGCAGGUUAACUUGAAAGCUUUACCCGAAGGUACGGAAAUAAAAGACGGCGAGCGUGUGCCAGUGGUCGCCAAGGACAUGGGAUCAUGUGAAAUAUACCCCCAAACUAUAGCACACAACCCCAACGGCAGAUUCGUUGUUGUCUGCGGCGACGGAGAGUUUAUCAUUUACACCGCUAUGGCCUUGAGGAACAAGGCUUUUGGAACUGCCCAGGAAUUCGUAUGGGCCUUCGACAGCUCAGAAUACGCCACAUUGGAGAACUCGAGCACAAUAAAAGUGUUCAAAAAUUUCAAGGAGAGAAAGAGUUUCAAGCCUGAAUACGGUGCUGAAGGAAUCUACGGCGGAUUCAUGCUUGGCGUCAAGUCUAUAAGCGGGAUGGCGUUCUCUUUCUACGACUGGGAGCAUCUGGAGCUCAUCCGACGUAUCGAGAUCCAGCCGCGUCACGUGUACUGGUCGGAGAGCGGCAACUUGGUGUGUCUGGCGACAGACGAGGCGUACUACGUGUUGAAAUACAAUGCCGCCGUGGUUAAUCGUGCACGGGAAACUAACUCUAACGUCAGUGAAGAUGGCAUCGAGGACGCCUUCGAGGUUGUCGGUGAGGUAAACGAAACAGUGAAAACUGGACUGUGGGUGGGCGACUGCUUCAUAUACACCAACUCGCUAAACAGAAUAAACUACUACGUCGGCGGAGAGAUCGUCACCAUCUCGCAUCUUGAUCACACCAUGUAUAUUCUCGGAUAUGUGGCCAAAGAAAACAGACUUUACUUGAACGAUAAAGAGUUGAACAUCGUGUCGUAUUCUCUCCUGCUGUCGGUGCUGGAGUACCAGACAGCGGUGAUGCGCGCCGACUUCGAGACGGCCGACCGGGUGCUGCCCACCAUUCCGCAGGACCAUCGCACCAGAGUCGCACACUUCCUUGAAAAACAGGGUUUCAAACAACAAGCAUUAGCGGUAUCCACUGAGCCAGAACAUCAGUUCGAGUUGGCUUUGUCGCUCGGCGAGCUGCGGAGAGCGAAGCAGUUGGCGGAAGAGGCGGCGGCGGCCGAAGGUGGUCUUUUGAGCCGCACCUCGGCGGCAAGGUGGUCGAGACUGGGAGCGGCCGCUGCGGCUGCUGCCGACACAGAGCUCACCAAGAUGUGCUACCAAAGCGCUAAAGAUUACAGCGCGCUUUUACUUAUGGCCGCUAGUACCGGCGAUAAAGUACUAUUAGAAGAAGUAGCACAAAUGGCUUCGGAGGAGGGCGACGACAACAUCGCUUUCGUUGCCUAUUUCACGCUCAAUGACCUCAACUCCUGUCUCAACCUGCUAAUCAAGCGCGACAAACUUCCCGAAGCCUCCUUCUUUGCCAGAUCUUAUAUUCCCUCCAAAUUGGCUGAAGUGGUGAAGCUAUGGCGUGAGUCAGUUGGUGCCACAAACAAAAAGUCAGGACAGUCCCUGGCUGACCCUGAACAGUACGAAAACUUAUUCCCCGAAUACCAGGAAUCACUCGAGCUAGAAAAAUACCAGAACGUGUUUGGCUUCGAGCACAGUUCGAAGUUAAUCAACCUACCACCCGACUCGAAGGAGUGCAACACUGACAGAAACCUUGCCGAGGAGAUGGCUGCGGCGGAGAGACAAGGCCUUUAUGUGCACAAGCCAGGCCCAUCCAGUGAAACCCGCAUUCCGGACAGCGUUACGCUCAGCGACACACAGCUACCCGUCGAAGACAAGCUGAAAGAUCGAGAAGCGCUGGACAUCAUGGACGAGAUCGACCGGGAAAUUGAAGAAAUGGCAUUAGGGGACACAGCUGAGAGCGUGGAUUUAUCGGAUGAAGGCGAUCUGAUGGAUUAAUGGCUGGAUGUAUUUACAUUUUUUAUUUUAUAUUAUAACUAUCAUAAAAUAAUAUGUAUUUCCUAAAGUGCUAAUACAUUUUAAGAUUAAAGUAUUAUACAGACAUUUGUUCCGGUGUUUUUGUUUUCUCGAUGUACACCACUAUAGAGAUUUAUUGAUAUGACUUUCGAAUUAGGAAAUUAUUGUUAUUGAAUUGUUCAAAUUGGUCUAGACGAAAUUAGGAAUAUGUUUGUAAUGGGCGGCCACAACGCAAACGUCGAGCCGCCCGUGAUAUAGGACUCUAUAUGUAUAUAACAAGAUGAAUGGUUAUCUAGACAACGUAUUGUUAGUUAUCAAACUCUUCAAAACUGCCCUAGGUGCGCAAAUAUCGUCCCUAGGCAAAAUUUUCUGGGUCUCAUAUUAUCGUUUUAGCAUUUCACGUCUUGAGCCGUAGCUCGGCAAUAUCGUUACAUAUAUAAGUUAUAUUCAUAACGAAAAAAAAAAUGUUGU
Hyposmocoma kahamanoa is the source of this 3365-nucleotide messenger RNA. It is a transcript of the gene beta'COP, whose product is annotated as coatomer subunit beta'. Gene Ontology annotation, molecular function: structural molecule activity; protein binding. The coding region runs from base 78 to 2876 and encodes 932 amino acids. Gene Ontology annotation, cellular component: COPI vesicle coat. NCBI's taxonomy places the organism in Eukaryota, Metazoa, Arthropoda, Insecta, Lepidoptera, Cosmopterigidae. The transcript is spliced from 18 exons. The record is from RefSeq and is a predicted model, not a curated record. Gene Ontology annotation, biological process: intra-Golgi vesicle-mediated transport; intracellular protein transport; endoplasmic reticulum to Golgi vesicle-mediated transport.